This is a messenger RNA of Glycine soja, 690 nucleotides long. RefSeq names its product proline-rich receptor-like protein kinase PERK1. Bases 1 to 690 code for a protein of 229 amino acids. Gene Ontology annotation, biological process: plant-type secondary cell wall biogenesis. The record is from RefSeq and is a predicted model, not a curated record. Lineage: Eukaryota; Viridiplantae; Streptophyta; Magnoliopsida; Fabales; Fabaceae. The transcript is spliced from 2 exons.
AUGGGCAAUGGGGAAAACACGUUAGGUGAUGGGUCCGAGUUUGCAUGGAAGGGUGGAAGGGCAUUAGGAGUUAUUGAGUUAGGAUCAUACGACAGAGGAGUGAAAUCCAAGAAUGGAUACGUGGUGCUCCCACCACCGCCACCUCGUCCUGUUCUUCCUUCUCCGCCGCCACCUCGUCCUGUUCGUCCUUCUCCGCCGCCACCUCGUCCUAUUCGUCCUUCUCCACCGCCACCACCUCGUCCCGUUCGUCCUCCUCCCCUCCCCCCUGCCCCUCUUCCACCUUCACCCUCUCCAAACAACCCCACAAUCGUAAUAGUCGUGGUUGCCUCAUUGGGUGGCCUCUUGUUGCUCUCAAUGCUCGCUUUUGCUCUAUUCUGCUGCAUUCAGAGGAGGAAGAAGAAGACACAAGAAACCGAAGUCAUUCACUUUGAUGAGCACAAAACGGUAAAGGAAACCAUCGUGCCUGGUCCUUUCGGACGGAACACAGUUGUGGUAACGGUUGAAGAUGAUGUGCAUAUUGACGAAGAAAUCAAGAAGAAGAACGAGAAAGGUGGUCACGGUCUGCAUGCAAAAUCCUCUUCGCCUGAAGCAGAUCAAGGUACUUCUAGCAGCAUUGUUGAAGUUGCAGCUACUCCUCCUCCGCCUGAAAAUCAUGAUGAUCAUCAUCACCAGCCUGAAAACAAGCUCUGA